Molecule: messenger RNA, 2259 nt
Organism: Colletotrichum chrysophilum
Lineage: Eukaryota; Fungi; Ascomycota; Sordariomycetes; Glomerellales; Glomerellaceae
Exons: 1
Coding region: 1-2259 (752 amino acids)
Molecular function (GO): protein binding
Source: RefSeq, a predicted model, not a curated record
AUGGAGUAUUUUAUCCAAGAGAUUCUUCGCGAACGGCCACAAUGGUUCGAAUUAUUGAGCAGUCAGUUUCUGUUCCCUGACGCCGACGGGAAGUUUAGCAUGGCCGCGCUCUUUGGCAUCCUCCGGAACAUCAUGUCACAGCUGCAGUUGGGCCAGGGUGCUGGGAAGUCGAUCACAGUCUAUUUGAUAGUGGAUGGGCUCCACGAAUGCGACGUGGGUUUUGUCAAAGAGUUUCUGGCUCUAGUAGCUAGUCUUAUCGACCACCCAGUUGCUCGUUCAACACCGCCGACGCCUCCCAGUACAGCACCUACCGGACCAUUCAACCAAUUAUUUCCCCGGGAUACCGUCAGAUUCAAGUUCUUCAUCACUUACACCCCGAACGAGGUCAUGGCUAUGGCUUCUGUGAGAGCCACUCGUAUCAAGAUGAAAGACCAGGACAUUCGGAAGGACAUUGCUACAUAUGUGGACAAGAGGGUCGAGGACUUCAGUACCAUCAAGUCAACGAGAGACCCGCCCGCAGAGCUCGCAGAUUCGAUCAAAGAGCAAGCAGAAUCAUUCUUCGUCUACGCCAAUUGCUCCAUGGAAGACGGAUUCUCGACCGCAAGAGACGAUGAUGAGUACGGGUUCUCCAUGAGCCGCCGGAUCUUUCCAUACCCGCAAAAGUUAGGAAAGUACUUUGACUACAACCUGCUGCCAUUGUUCCAGAACAUCAGCAACGACAAUUACGCCCUGUCAGCGCUGCAUGUCAUCCUAGGCACCAUCGGACAUAUUCGUGGCAACACCCUGCGCGACGCUCUCGCGUGCCUUCACGACAAUCCCCGUCUGAAGUUUAUCGAUAUCCAGACAAUCUUGAUGCAUCAAUGCCCUCGGCUGAUCAGAGUCAGCGACGAAUUUGAGGCCUUUCCCUUGCACCCCUCCCUUAGAAUCCACUUCAAUUCGUACAUCAGCAAAGAUGAACAACAUGCCAACAUGGCGUCGCUCUGUCUCAAGUAUCUUUCGCAGCCCAUAUUUGGAGGAGGUCUUUCGAGAGAUGUUGAACGAGAAUAUCCGUUUUACCAUUACGCGGCAAGAAAUUGGCAGUCGCAUUUCAAGCUCUCAGGAGACAAAAGGGGAAAGCUGAUACCCCAAGUGCGCCGUUUUUUCAAUUCAUCAUCAUACAGAACUUGGAGUCGCCACGUAGACGGAACAAUAUCAUCGCCCCAUGGGAUUACUCCUCCUGUCGUGGCUCUUAUCACUGCGAACGCCGCAAACAUCAUCCACCUUGUUGUCGACUUGUACGUCAUGGACGACCCAGAAACGUACCCUUGGCAAACCGGAGUAUGGGGCUUCUUCUGGCGGCUCAAGCAAAAUACGUGGAGAGAUUACCCUCGGUUCGCCAUGUUCAUUGACUCAUUCAGAGAGAGACAUGAUGAGAUGAUAGUCGACGAAGCGGGCCUUUCUCCCUUGAUGCAUGCUGCAAAGGAGCCGGUCGGUCUGCCAGAUAUGAUUCGCCAUUUCCUGCAGCGUCCCUUCAACAUCAACCGUAGAGACUACGCCAUAGGCGCCACAGCGUUGAUGUUCUUUUGCAGAUUCAACACCGAUCCGGAUCAAGAUCUCGUUUCAGAAAUGAUCGAUGCGUUCAUGAAAGCAGGAGCAGAUGUAAACAUGUCCACUUUCAGGGGAGAGACCCCUCUGUGGCUGGCAUGCAGCAACGGAAACCCGAUCCUGGUUGAGGAGCUCCUUCGAGUCGGGGCCAACCCCAAUAUCUCAGAUAAAGACGGGUCAACGCCCAUACAUCAGGCAUUCAGCAAGCCAACGAAAUAUUCUUAUCAUAUCAUCGACAAGCUCAGUCGAGCUGGGGCCGAUCUGAACAUCAAGUUUCCUUCCCCAGAUAAACUGAUACCAAUGACAGCAGCAAUCGUCGACAUGCAUUUCGACAUAUUUUUACAUCUAAUAGACAACAUCGAAGAUAUCAAUCAGAGAGAUGCCGCGGGCUUUGCUGCCAUACACUUGCUGAUGCAGCCAAAAUACGCCGAUUGGCUACCUCAUCUGCUUGAACGACGGGACUUGGACAUUGAUCUUCUCACCGACUCCGAGUCUAGUAACGGUGCACCAGUUCGACUUACGGCUUUAUCUUACGCGAUUACCGAGCAGAACUUCCAGGCCGUCGAACUGCUUCUAAGGGCCGGAGCAAAUCCCGACCGUCAUCCACAAGCAAGCGACAAGCCACCACUAUUUGUUGCCGUGGACUUCGUCGCGGGGAGACUGGAAGACAUGUAA